Messenger RNA from Olea europaea var. sylvestris, 1879 nucleotides. Its product is annotated as probable WRKY transcription factor 21. Bases 511 to 1524 code for a protein of 337 amino acids. The transcript is spliced from 3 exons. The record is from RefSeq and is a predicted model, not a curated record. Gene Ontology annotation, biological process: regulation of DNA-templated transcription. Lineage: Eukaryota; Viridiplantae; Streptophyta; Magnoliopsida; Lamiales; Oleaceae. Gene Ontology annotation, molecular function: DNA-binding transcription factor activity; sequence-specific DNA binding.
CGCAUUCCACCCAAAGUACUUUCGCUCUCUAAUAAUUUGCAUGUUUGUAUUUGUUUGUGUAUGUGAAUUUUCCGCUAAGGGAAAGCAAAGUCUUAUCUUUCACACUUGUCUUCUCUCUCUCUUAUGGAGAUUGAAAGAAUCUAGGGUUUGAUAGCAACUGAGAAGUCCAAAUAGAGGUCCGUUUGAGACUUUUUUUUUUCCUUACUUUUGUUCUUUUGCGUGUUGAAUUUUCUUCCCUUUUCAAAUUCAAGUUUAGCAUUUGAUUUUACAUGGGUUUUUCUUGUGUUGAUUGAUCCUUGCAUCGCCCUAUUGAAUAUCAUGAUCUUAUGUUUGCUUGAAUAUCUUUGCUAAAAUGGGGGUUUCAAGUUGGUUUUUAUUUUUAUGGACAGUUGAAGAUGUAAUGAACCAGUAAAGUACUUGAAUUUGAUGUUUUUGGGUAUUGGGAAUUCUGGGUUUUUAGCUUUUCUAGUUGACAUUUUUAGCUUUUUUGUGGGGGGUUGAUUGUGUAAAAUGGAGGAGGUUAAAAAGGCAAAUAUUGCAGCUGUGGAGAGUUGCCAUAGAGUGCUUAGUCUUUUGUCUCAAAAACUCCAGGAUCAGAAUCAGUUUAGGAAUUUAGUUGAGCAAACCGGGGAGGCUGUAAAUAAGUUCAAGAAAGUUGUUUCUCUUCUUAAUUCUAGUUGUGGUCAUGCUAGAGUGAGGAAAGUCAAGAAAAAUCAAGCCCCUUUCCCCCAAAACUUAUUUCUAGAAAAUCCAAUACUUAAAAUAGAUGAUCAAUCUAAACGUCUUAAGAUCCCUCAAAUCAAUUCCAUUGAUACGAACCCUAUUCAAGAAAACCAAGAAACAGGAUCCAAUAUCAGGAGUGUUCUCACAUCGGGAAACCCUUCUUCAGAAUCGAGCUCAUGUGGGAAAACCGCUCUUCAACUCGCUCAACAAACACCAAUACCGAGUUAUCAUUUUCUCCAUCUUCAGCAGCAAAAGUUGAAACAGCAAGUUGAAAUGAUGUAUCGGCGUUGUAAUAGUGGCAUUAGUCUGAAUUUUGAUAGCUCGACCUGCACACCAACUAGGUCCUUUAUAUCUUCAUUGAGUAUGGAUGGGAGUGUGGCUAAUUUUGAUGGAAAUGCCUUUCAUUUAAUUGGGGCAGCUCGAUCAGCAGAUCAAAGCUCAUACCCACACAAGAGAAUGUGCUUGGGAAAGGGAGAGGAUGGAAGUGUGAAAUGUGGAAGCAGUGGCAGAUGCCACUGCUCAAAGAAGAGGAAGCACAGGGUGAAAAGAACAAUAAAAGUACCUGCAAUAAGCAACAAGCUAGCAGAUAUACCCCCGGACGAGUAUUCCUGGAGAAAGUAUGGCCAGAAGCCAAUUAAAGGUUCUCCUCAUCCCAGAGGAUACUAUAAAUGCAGUAGCAUAAGAGGGUGUCCUGCAAGGAAACAUGUGGAGAGAUGCUUGGAAGAACCUUCAAUGCUAAUAGUCACUUACGAAGGUGAACACAACCAUCCGGGGUUACCAUCACAGGUUGCAAACACGUGAAUCUUUGAAGCUACCUAGACAUUUGUGAGACAAAAUCUGGUUUAGAUAGGAGAGUUAUUUAGAAUUUGGAGGUUGCUGGUUGUAAAGAAACCCAUGAUCUUAAAUGACCUUUUAGGGCUUUUUGUGAUUGUGUUUAGGUAUGGAUUUUCACCUUUUGAUUUAUUAGGUUCAUUGAUGCUUGCAGCUUGCCCGUGUCGUGAGCGCAUUCGUAGGUAGAUUACUAGCCUUAGAAAAUGUCCUGACCUCAGCUUUAUGUAAACAUCCUGGUCGGAUGAUCAACUGGAUAGAUUAGAUUUGUCUUGGUAAGAUUUUGAUAUGGUUAUAUUUUAUUAGAAGCUUCCUCUGAUUAAUGUUC